CCCGUGUGUAAUCAGAUGAGAGAGAAAGAGAGAAAGUAGAGAGAGAAAACUUCAACAUCACGACAGAAAGAAGGGGAAAAAAAAUGGAGGAGAGAGAGAGGGAGAGAGAGAGUAGUAAAAGCCAGCUAGCAAUGAAGGAGGAGCCUCACCUACCAUUACCAUCACUACUCUCUCUUCUUCCUUUUUAGCCUUUCUUCUUCUCUUCUAUCUUCUUUCAAACCAUUCCCUCUCUCUUCUGCAACUCCACCACACCUCUCUCUCUCUUUCUCAUUCUCUAUAAUUUGAGUUGCUCACUCACACUAGACAAUUUAGUUAGGGUUCUUAGCUACAACUUACAGCACACUAUACUUACAUUCGUUUCGCGCGGGAAUUACAUACGAUUGUGUUGUUAGUACCAAGCCAUUUUGAAUUACAGGAAAAUUUCUUAUUUCGAGAAAAUGAUCGGACCAAACUUCAUGGACGAGAUUGACUGCGGAAGCUUCUUCGACCACAUCGACGACCUUCUUGAUUUCCCAAGCGAUGACGUCGACGCCGGCUUGGGUCCAAGCACCGACAACAAAUCGUUCCCAAGCAUUUGGUCAACUCAAUCGAACUCGCUCCCCGGUUCCGACUCGGUUUUCUCCGGCAAUAGUGCUUCUGACCUCUCCGCCGAGCUCUCUGUUCCGUAUGAAGACAUUGUCCAAUUGGAAUGGCUUUCCACAUUUGUGGAGGACUCAUUUUCUGGUGGAAGUCUCACUAUGAACAAAGAAGACUCGUCCACUUUAAACAAGGACUCAUCCCGCCAACAGUUCCAAACUUCUAGCCCGGUUUCAGUUCUCGAAAGUAGCUCUUCUUGCUGCGGUGAGAAGAGUGGACCUCGCAGCCCCGAAGCCACCACCCCUGGAGGGCGGCGUGGACGUGCUCGCAGCAAGCGUCCUCGGCCAGCCACAUUCAAUCCCCGCCCUGCCAUUCAACUGAUUUCACCAACAUCCUCGGUGAUUGACACCCCGCAGCCAUUUGUUGGCCUUAAGAGCUCAUCAGAUUCUGAGAAUUUCGCUGAGUCUCGCCCAAUGAUUAAGAUUCCUAGACAAAUUCCAGUGGAUCAAAAGAAGAAAAAGAAGAUCAGACUAACUUUCCCUGCACCCCCUACUGAGAUGAAUCAAAAUCCAACUUUGCAAGCAGCAGUUAGGAAGUGUAUGCAUUGUGAAAUCACUAAGACACCUCAGUGGAGAGCAGGGCCUAUGGGGCCGAAAACCCUUUGCAACGCUUGUGGUGUUCGCUACAAAUCAGGCCGGCUCUACCCGGAAUACAGGCCUGCAGCUAGCCCAACAUUCAUUCCAUCAUUGCAUUCCAAUUCCCACAAGAAAGUUCUUGAGAUGAGAAACAAGGGUGGUGAGCUGAUAGCUGUGUCUGGAACUGCGAAUGCGAUGACUUUGAACGAGGCCACCACACCGGAACUUAUUCCAAAUACAAAUAGCAGCAUUUCCCUGGAUUAUAUGUGAGGAACAACUAGGGAAGGAGUUGUUUUCCCAGUUUGGGAAAAUGGUUUCUUUACUGGGCUUCCCUAUUAGUUCCUCUAUUAUGUUAUAUCCGCUUACUGUUUAUUUCAUUUCUUUGUUCAUUGGUUUUUUGUACAGGGAUGGAAUGGGGGGGUUGGCAAAUAGGAGCAAACAUAGAUGACCAUAUAUUUUUAGCUAGUAGAGAAGGAAGGAUUGUAAUGAGAGAACUGAAAAGGAAGAAGAUAUGGUAGAAAAAAGGAAUAUGCAAGUUUAAGAGAGUAGAGAGUUUAGGUUUAGUUUGAUGAUUAGUAAAGUCCUCGAGGUUAUAUUAGGUUUGUUAAGCUCUAUUCUGUGUUUGUCUCUCUCUUUUUUUCUUUCUUUCUUUGUAUUCUUUUCUCGUGUACUUCCUUUUGUAAGGGAAUUCUUUUUGCAGUUCAUUUGUAGUAGCGAAAAUUCUGAGACGAGUAAUGGAAUUUGAAAUUUGUUAUA
This is a messenger RNA of Cannabis sativa, 1967 nucleotides long. RefSeq names its product GATA transcription factor 8. The record is from RefSeq and is a predicted model, not a curated record. Gene Ontology annotation, biological process: positive regulation of DNA-templated transcription. Lineage: Eukaryota; Viridiplantae; Streptophyta; Magnoliopsida; Rosales; Cannabaceae. Gene Ontology annotation, cellular component: nucleus. Bases 438 to 1481 code for a protein of 347 amino acids. Gene Ontology annotation, molecular function: zinc ion binding; sequence-specific DNA binding. The transcript is spliced from 3 exons.